AUGGAGUUGUUGCUAUCAGAAUAUCUGACCUUCGGGAAUAUUAUUUUCUCUGUCGUUUUUUUGCUGAUUCUUAAUCAACUGAUUGAGCUUUAUCAGUUUAGAAGCAUGCCACCGGGACCUCGUUUGACAAGCUUGCCGUUAGUAGGAAAUUUGAUGAGCUUUGAUUCAGGGGAAAGUUUCAGUGAAGUAACAGCAAGGUUUGUCAGUUAAUGCUGUAAAAUUAGCGUUUCAAAGUAGAUAACUGCCUUAUCUACUUCUCAAUUUUUCUACCAACUAAACACUGUCUAACUAAAUCUGUUUGCUUGAUAGUGGUUUACUUUUAAAUUAAAAAAUCGAGCCGUUUUCUGGUCAUUUAUUAAUCUGUUUUGAUUAUUUUUAAACUGGGUCCUUUGCAGGCGAGUGACAUUAUUGUAAACAUGAAAUCAAUUACACCGAAGAAAGGAUCUGUUAUCCUUUCUUGCAUAUCUUUAGUUUGUGUGGUUAAUCGGUCGUCACACAACACAUAACUCACACACUGUGUUGCGGUAGUUUCUUGAUUCCAUCUCUUUUUUGCCUUUCUUAAACCUUAAAUAUUCCAUUUCUUUGUAGCAUGAGGGGAAAAUACGGCACAGUAUAUUCUAUGAAGGUUGGAAGUUUCAAACUCGUAGUUGCCGAAGAUCCAGCAUCAGUGAAGGAGGUGCUCGUCAAAAAAUCGGCUGAUUAUGCUGGAAGACCUCCGUUUCACAGCUAUAUGAUUGACUCACUUGGUAAAUUGUUUAACUUACAGAUUUGUUCUACUUAAUGGAAAUCUUUGAGAUAAAUCACCCCUGUUCGUUUGCUUCCUUGAUUGUUUGUUUGUUGUCACUGAGAUAUAAUAGAACUAAAAACAACAGAUGCCGCCUCUUACGAGCUUAAAUGGCCUAAGCACGACGACUUUUUCUUGCAGUAACGGUACUAGAUCUCAUUGUUAAUUCUCCUUAAUUUUUGUUUGUCAUAUAGUUAUUUGGAUGUUAGUUUGAAUGAUUUAAUAUUGGAUCAAUUAUAAUCUCCUAUUUGGCAUCUUUCCUCACUCUCAACACUUGUCUGCUUGAUAUUAUUGAGAGAUAUUCUGUUUUGGUCAUUCAUGGGAGUUAAAGGGUUAAAUGUACGAAACAGAGUUGUGUCAUCUGUAAGAUCCAAGUGUAACAUUUUUUCUAUUAUUCGUUCUUGCGUAAUUUGUUUUUCCUUUGCGUACGCAAAUUAGUUUAUACUUCUUUUCGUCCAUUUGUUUAGUCUUUUUUUUUGGCGUUAAUUUAGGUGUUUAUUCCUUUCUGUCAGUUUUCGCGCCCUCGUUAGCGUUUCUGUGUUGUUUCAUGUUCAUUAACGCCUUUCUUAGAUUCUAUAGUUUUAUUUUCCGCAUGUUCUAGCGUAUUUUUGAUAUCGUAGUUUUGCAGUACAGUUUGGGCAGUUCAUUUUGGUUCGCGCUUAGCGCAGUUCUGUUUUAGUUCCUUGCAAGUCUCUUCGCGUUAUUCGCAGUCCGCUUUCAGCAGUUUUCUCUGGCCGAAACAAUGUAAGUGUACUUCACAGUCCUCGUUUUGCAGUUUUGUUAUUUCCUUACUCUAAUUUACCUUAGUCGCAACUUGUAACUUUUUUGCUUUUUUACCGUUUUAGUUUCAACCCACGCUGUUUUUAUGCACACUCUUAGUACCAAGCACGUCGGCUUCAAUAAAUCUUCAUUCGAAUUUGGUUUGUGGUGUUGUUAUUAAAGGCCAGGAGACUUACACGCUUAUUGCAGUUUCAUCAUCUGUUGUUUCUUUACAAACUUAUAAAACAAGGUGCUUAAUUUUAAGCGCGGCAAAAAGCACCUCGUUGUACGUGUCCAAGUGACAAGACGCAAUCAUAUGAUUUUAUCUUUAGAGGAAUGGUGCCACCCUGUUUAAAUGCAUUGAACAGAGUAGUGCCAUAUGCUAAUUCACUAAUAACUUGUAAAAUAAAGAGAUACUUUGUUUAAAAUUUCUCUUCACGGCCAUAUCACUCUCUUCAGGUGGAAAGGAUAUUGCUUUGGGAAACUAUGGUCCAGCCUGGAGAUUUCAUCGUAAGCUCUUCAUGACGGCUAUCAGGCAGUACUUGUCCGAUCAAAAAUUGGUGGAAGAUAGGAUCUCCGAGCAGGUGACGAGGCUUAUGCAGUACUUUGAGGAUCAAAAUGAAAAUGACUUCGACCCUGGAAAGAUUUUCAUGGAGAGCGUUGCAAAUGUGAUAGGUCGAAUCACAUUCGGAAAGCACUUCGACUCGUCUCAUUCAGAUUUUGAGGAACUCUUUCAGUUGAAUAACCAGUAUUUUGCUGACACUGAAACAAGCAAUCAACUUUUUGUGUUAGAUUUCUUUCCGAUAACCAAGUACCUUCCGUUUCGCGCCUACAAAUCAGAGCAGAAAAUUUCGGACCGAAUGUUUGAAAUUCUCCGCCAGCAGUUAAAGAUUCAAGAAAGUGAGUUUGACCCAAAAGUAGAGAUUGGAAGUCUCAUCGGAAAUCUUCUGAAAGAGAGGAUUGCUGCGACGAAUGAGGUUGGUGCGGAGGAGAGAGCAUCCCUCCUAUCAGACGACUACAUAAUAAACACCGUGGGAGAUAUGUUUAGUGCUGGUUAUGAGACUACCAGUACGACCUUACGUUGGGCCAUUGCCUAUCUUGUCCACCAUCCUGAAUGCCAGAGGGAUGUGCAGAGUCAGCUGGACGACGUGGUCGGAAGAGAUCGCAUGCCAGGCCUGGAUGAUCGUCCAAAUCUUCCUCUUGUUUUGGCCACAAUUAUGGAAACAUUGCGCCUCGGAAAUGUUGCUGAGACAGUUCUUCCACAUUACACUCUGAGCGAUACUACAUUGGCCGGUUAUCGCGUUCCGAAGGAUACUGUUGUGAUGACCAACCUAAUGGCCGUCCAUCUUGAUCCAAGCCUUUGGGAGAAUCCAAAAUCAUUUGACCCUAGUCGCCAUAUUGACUCUGAUGGCCAACUUAUCACUAACUCUGGCAGUUUUCUGCCCUUCUCGGCUGGACGCCGGGUUUGUGCUGGCGAGGCCUUGGCAAAGGUGAGACUUAUUUCUCUUGUCUUUUAUGAUUACCUGAAUAAGUUGUUCUUAAUUUUAGUUCCCUUAAAGUAUUUGCGCAAAGAAAAUUUGUCCAAAAACGAUGUUUGUUGAAGUGUUUCUUAAUAGAAUCUUGUAAAGACCGCUUCACGAGACACAUUAUUAUUAUUAGUAGUAGUAGUAGUAUCAUUGAAUUAUUUCUUCAAAUACAUAUACAAAAUUUUUGUGCAUUUUUGUUUCUUUCUUUCAAGGUGGAGCUGUUCCUGUUCUUGUCCAGGAUGCUUCAUAGAUUCACAUUUCUGCCAUCGGAGGAUGGCAAUCUCCCGGAUCUGAAAGGAAAAUAUGGUCUGACUCGCUUUCCAGCCGCUUACAAAAUUAGGGUUGUAAAACGCCGGUAACAGGAUUUUAAGGAUAAACUAUUGGAGUGAAACAUAUACGCUUUUGAAUAGCCUUUGGCUAAACAUACAAACAAUAGAAAAUAAACAAUGGCAUUAGAAGCUAUGAUUUUUUUCCUCGAUCUUGCUAUCUCCAUCUUUCGUGAAAAUAAGAAUUAUUUUCAUUUAACUAGGUAAUUUCAUCCCAGUAGUGGUUUUUCUUGUUAGCGGUAAUUGAUAUAGUGCAUGCUUUGAAAAUCUUAGAUAAAAAUAGCCUUAAAUGAGGUUUGAAUACAGAACCUGUUUCCUUACGUAGUAAAUUUAGGAUACAGUUAUAAUUAAAAUAACGCAGAGGUCUAUUUUUUUUGCGAGUAAUAUCGUUAUUUAUUUUUUCGUUGUUGUACGACUGGCAUGUACUUUCUGAAAGGGAAAACAUUAACAACACCACUUGGGACAGAUUUUGAUCGCUUGACCCAUAAUCCCUUUUCAGGUAGUGAAUUGCAACAUUAACGCUUAAAAGAUUCCAUCAUCGCCGGGUUUUGCGCUCGUAUUUGACUAGUAGCCUCUUGGAAGUCUAAACGCUCUCCGUCUUCUCCUCCUGCCGUUUCUUUCACUCCAGCUUGGCCCAAUGAAUCGAUCAAUUGACCACCUUACAAUAUUGUAACAAAUACAUUACUAUUGAAAUACUUUGACAUUUGGCAUUAAGAGGGGCUUAAGAUGGUCGCGCAAAAUAUUUGCACAUUGCCCUAACCUAAGGUAACUGACCUGGGCUCACCUUCGGAUCAGACUUACUUAACACUCCGUGGUUGCUCGAUCCUUAAACGCUUCCAAUUUACCUGCUGGUAUCAGCACGGUAAAUUACGAAUACAGGAUCAACACGUCAUAUUUCAGACGUUGAUUUGAUUUGCCCCUAUAAUUGUCACGAAAUUUGUCACUCAGAUAGUCUUGCAAGUUCUCUGCGUCUGACAGUUAACGUGUCUACUACAACUUUUAUGUUCCCGCUCUCGAGCUUUGAUCAUACCUGGGACCUCGUACAGGAAAAGGUCUGUUCAAAUAAGAAAAAAAAAAUAAACAAAUAGAAUCCCUUGGCAUCCCGGUUAUAGAAACUUCUAAACAAAGCAACAAAGGUUGCUUUAAAUGAAUUAUGUACAUACAUCAGGUCCGCUAUAGGAGCAGCUGAAUAUUGUGCGUCGCCGACUCUUAUUAGAAUUGAUGCUCGAUAUCAAAAUUAGUGUUAUUGGCAAAAAACGCCGUGUUAGCCGCUUAUGGUAAAAAACGCCGUGUUAGCCGCUUAAGGCUCUCGUUUUUCAGAGUGCAAAAGUGUUCAAUAUCAACGAGGUGGUCUCACAUCAUUAAACGCAGCCAGGAGUUCUUCCUGUUAGAAUUUUUGACGUUCAAGAAUAUCUGUGUCGUUGUUGCUUUCUUGUUGAUUUUCAAUCAACUGAUUGAACUCUAUCAGUUCAGAAAUAUGCCACCGGGACCGUUUGUCAAGUUUGCCGUUGAUCGGAAUUUUACGAGCUUUGAUUAAGGAGAAAGUUUCGGGGAAAUAACAGCUAGGUUUAAUUGUUUACGAUUAUAAUACCUCUGGAGCAUUUAUCAUUGUUAACUACUCCAGCUGAUUUUUCCAAUCAUUUUUAGUUCUGUCCGCUAACAGCUCUUUGAAUUAAAAUUUUAACCAUUUCUAUGUCUUCUUUAUUGUUUUUUAGCUACAUAUUCGCUUGUUUCACUUUCUUGAUACUUCUUUUCCUCACCGUAUUGUUAGGUCUUUGAAAUUGUUACGGAUUCUUUUGCAAACAGUAGGACAGACAAAAUGGGUCCUUUACAAGAGAGUUGAAUAAAAUUUGUCGACUGAAUCAGAAAACACUGAACAAAGGAUUAAAUAUUUCAUGCAUAUAAGUACUUAUUGAAUUGUUUGGCUUCGUCAUGAAGCUACGCAAAUAAAUCAACUAACGCAGGCAUUAGGCAAAUUUCGGCUCGUCACAGAUUCUGGUAAUUAUUUUUUUUAAGGUGAAAGUUUCCUAUUCUACACUGUGUACAAAAAUUUGCAUUCUGGCGAGCAAUUUUAUCACAUAUUUUCUUUCUUCAUUUUUUCAACGAGACAGUCUCAAAGGUGACCUCAAAAGUGUCUAUUUAUUAUACAUCUGGUAUACAAGUCGGGCACCACAAGUAACGCUUUAUUUCACGUCUUUUAAAGCUAAUUUUUUUACAUACCUCAGAAUGCUCUGCUAACCAAACGCUGUUCUAUGAUUUCUAUGAAGUUCCAUGAAUGAGUUAUGAUUUUUUCUAAAAUGAAACUAACACAUAGCAAAAGUUCCGCAAACAUUCGCAAUUUUGAUCGUAACUCAAAAAACAGCUGCUGGACGUGUGUUGUGAUGAACGGACUAUCAUAAUCACUAAGCGUGAGUUCAGUCUCACCUCAUUUUCAUCUUACAAAAACCUGAUUUAAAUCUGCUCUUUUGAAAUCGCCUUUCGAGAUUAUGCACACUCAUUUACGAUUACGAAGUCAGUUCUGGUGCUCCAUGCCUUAAUCGAACGAUGACGUCAGUCCCAAGUAAAACAGAAAGUAAUGUAUGUUUAUUAUUCAGUUCCGGCAUUGAAACAAUUCAGUCGACCAUAUUAUGCGUGGGCUGUCUCCGUGAUGACUUAAUACGUCGUUUUUAUUUCUCAAGCACUAUUGGUUGGGAGAAUGGCAUGAGAGUCGUUUGACAAUCUCGUGAUUUAGAGAACAAACGUUUUUAAGAUAGACGAGUUUUGCUAUCUUUCAUCAUUCAUCCCAAGCCAUGGAGUUGUUGCUGUCGGAAUAUCUGACCUUCGGGAAUAUUGUUUUCGCUGUCGUUUUGUUACUGAUUCUCAAUCAACUGAUUGAGCUUUAUCAGUUUAGAAGCAUGCCACCGGGACCUCGUUUGACAAGCUUGCCGUUAGUAGGAAAUUUGAUGAGCUUUGAUUCAGGGGAAAGUUUCAGUGAAGUAACAGCAAGGUUUGUUUAUGCUGUAAUAAUCACUUUAGCGCUUCAAAGUAGGUAACUGCCUUAUUUACCUCUCAUAUUUUUUUACCAACUAAACACUGUCUAGCUACAUCUGCUUGCUUGAUAGUCGUUUACUUUAAAAUGCAAAAACCGAGCCGUUUUCUGGUCUUUUAUUAAUUUAUUUUGAUUAGUUUUAACUGGGUCCUUCGCAGGCGAGUGAUGUCAUUGUAAUACACUGAACAAAUGAUCUGUUAUCCUUUAUUGCAUAUCGUUAAGUUGAUGUGGUUAAUUGGUCGUCACACAACACACAGCUUACACACUGUAUUGCUUCACUAGGUAGUUUCUUGAUUUCCACCUCCUUUUUUGCCUUCUUAAACCUUAAAUAUUCCAUUUCUUUGUAGCAUGAGGGAAAAAUACGGCACAGUAUAUUCUAUGAAGGUUGGAAGUUUCAAACUCGUAGUUGCCGAAGAUCCAGCAUCUGUGAAGGAAGUACUCGUCAAAAAAUCGGCUGAUUAUGCUGGAAGACCUCCAUUUCACAGCUAUAUGAUAGAAACACUUGGUAAAUUGUUCAACGUACAGAUUUUUUCUUCUUAAUUACAAAUGUUUAUUACAAGAUCAAUCACCCAUGUUUAUUUGUUUCCUUGCCGUGUUUGUUUAUAGCUGUCGCUGAGCUAUAUUAGUAGUAAAAACGACAGAUACCGCGUCAUACGAGCUUAAAUGGUCCAAGCAGGAUGAGUUUUUCUUGCAGUAACGAUACUAGAUCUCAUUAGUUAUUCUCCUUAAUUGUUGUUUGCCAUACAGUUCUUUGGGUAUUAUUAUUGAAUAAUUUGGUAUCGGAUCAAUGAUAAUCUCCUAUUUGGCAUAUUAUCUUUCUUUAUUCCCAUUACAUUUCUGCUUGGUAUUGUUGGGAGAAAUUCUGUCUCGGUCACCCUUGGGAGUCAAAGGGUUAAAUACGCUAAUAAGAGUUGUGUCAACUGUUGUUAUUUGACAAACUUGUAAAACAAGAUGCUUAAUUUUAAGCGCGGCACAAAGCGCCUCGUUGUACGUAUCCGAAUGACAAAACACAACUAUUUCAUCUUUAGAGUAAUGGUGCUAGUCUGUUUAAAUGCAUUAAACAGAGUAGUGCCAUAUGCUAAUUCACCAAGAACUUGUAAAAUUAAGAGAUACUUUUGUUUAGAAUUUCUCUUCACGGCUUUAUGACUCUCUACAGGUGGAAAGGAUAUUGCUUUGGGAAACUAUGGUCCAGCCUGGAGAUUUCAUCGUAAGCUCUUUAUGACGGCUGUCAGGCAGUACUUGUCCGAUCAAAAAUUGGUGGAAGAUAGGAUCUCCGAGCAGGCGACGAGUCUUAUGCAGUACUUUGAAGAUCAAAAUGGAAAUGACUUCGACCCUGGAAAGAUUUUCAUGGAGAGCGUUGCAAAUGUGAUAUGUCGAAUCACAUUCGGAAAGCACUUCGACUCGUCUCAUCCAGAUUUUGAGGAACUCUUGCAGUUGAAUAACGAGGCUUUUACCGACAUUGAAGCAAGCAAUCAACUUUUUGUAUUAGAUUUCUUUCCGAUUGCAAAGUACCUUCCAUUUCGUGCCUACAAAUUAGUGCAGAAAAGUACGGACCGAAUCUUUGAAAUUCUCCGCCAGCAGUUAAAGAUUCAGGAAAAUGAGUUCGACCCAAACGCGGAGAUCGGAAGUCUCGUCGAAGGUCUUCUGAAAGAGAGGAGUGCUGCUGCGAAUGAGGUUGGUGCGGAGGAGAGAGCAUCCAUCCUAUCAGACGACUACAUGAUCAAUAGCAUGGGAGACAUGUUUAGUGCUGGCUAUGAGACUACUAGUACGACCCUACGUUGGGCCAUUGCCUAUCUUGUCCACCAUCCUGAAUGCCAGAGGGAUGUACAGAGUCAGCUGGACGAAGUUGUUGGAAGAGAUCGCAUGCCAGGCCUAGAUGAUCGUCCAAAACUUCCUCUAGUUUUGGCCACAAUUAUGGAAACAUUGCGCCUCGGAAAUGUUGCUGAGGUAGCUAUUCCACAUUACACUCUAAGUGAUACUACACUGGCCGGUUAUCGCGUUCCGAAGGAUACCGUUGUGAUGACCAACCUAAUGGCCGUUCAUCUUGAUCCAAGCCUUUGGGAGAACCCAAACUCAUUCGACCCUCGUCGCCAUAUUGACUCUGAUGGCCAACUUAUCACCAACUCUGGCAAUUUUCUGCCCUUCUCAGCUGGACGCCGGGUUUGUGCUGGCGAGGCCUUGGCAAAGGUAAGACCUUCUUCCCAUGUCUAUAUGCAUCAUUUGGAUAUGUUAUUUUUAAUUGUAAUUACCCCCUAAGAAUUUAUACAAAGAAAAUUUGUCCAAAAACGAUGUUUGUUGAAAUGCUUCUUAAUAGAAUCUUGUAAAGACCGCUUCUCAAGACACAUUAUUUUUAUUAUUAUUAUUAUUAUUAUUAUUGUUAUUAUUAUAAAUAUUAUUAUUAUCUUUAUUAUAAACAUCAUUUCAUUAUUUUAUCAAAUACAAAUACAAAAGUUUUGUAUAUUGUUUUCUUUCGUUUCACGCCAGGUGGAGCUGUUCCUGUUCUUGUCCUGGAUGCUACAUAAAUUUACAUUUCUGCCAUCAGAGGAUGGCAAUCUCCCGGAUCUUAAAGGAGAAAGUGGUUUCACUCGCUUUCCAGCUGCUUACAAAAUUAGGGUAGUAAAACGCCAGUAAUAGGAUUUCAAGGGUGAGCUAUUGGUAUAACACAUAUACGCUUUUAAAUGACCUUUGGCUAGACAAACAAUUAAUGGAAAAUAAACAAUUACUUUGGAACCUAUGAUUUUUUUCCUCGAUCUUGGUAUCUCCAUCUUUAAUUUCGUAAAAAUAAGAGUUAUUUUAUUUAACUCGGUAAUUUCAUCCCAGAAGUAAUUUAUCUUGUAAGCGGUAAUUGAUAUUGUGCAUGCUUUGAAAAUCUUAGAUAUAAAUAGCCUUUAAUGAUAUGUUUAAAUACAGAACGUUCAUGACAUUUACAACUCAUGUGUUAUUUCUGAUUUUUGUGGAUACUUAAUUCCAUUCUUAGAUACUAGUUGCACCCUACUUCAAGCUGGGGAAACUGACCCGGCCAGCUCCUUUUUAUCAAAGGAGAUCAAUUCUUUUCGCAUCAUACACAGGCCGUCAAACACUUAUCAAUUGACACCCAAAAAGUUUUGUGAGUUUAAUGUCUUUGAACUACAUCAUUUGCCUGAAAAGAUUCCGACACAACUUUCGGUAAACUUUUAAAUAGCGUGUUAUUUUAGAUUACGUUAUAACCCUUUAUCAGUAUACAUAUUGUCGACGCUGGUCUCUGUACAUUUUAAUCCGAAGGUGCUGACAAAGAGAAUAUGUUCAACAGUCAAUAUACUCUUUAGUUGAUGGUCCAUUUCUUUUUCUUAUGACCUCAUAAUGUGUGAUUCAGGGCUGAUAUUGUAAGGAGAAAUUGAAUACUAGUCACUCCUAAGGUUCAAGGGGUUGAACUACUUGCCAACUAAAUUUUGUCAAAUGUCUUAUUGCGUUACGUUCUUUGCUUGCAAAGCUCACCCAGCACACACGUUCUAAUGCG
Messenger RNA from Pocillopora meandrina, 9919 nucleotides. The record is from the annotation of a GenBank genome assembly. Lineage: Eukaryota; Metazoa; Cnidaria; Anthozoa; Scleractinia; Pocilloporidae.